Messenger RNA from Eucalyptus grandis, 2114 nucleotides. RefSeq names its product WD repeat-containing protein 74. Gene Ontology annotation, biological process: ribosomal large subunit biogenesis. Gene Ontology annotation, cellular component: preribosome, large subunit precursor; nucleolus. The record is from RefSeq and is a predicted model, not a curated record. NCBI's taxonomy places the organism in Eukaryota, Viridiplantae, Streptophyta, Magnoliopsida, Myrtales, Myrtaceae. Bases 467 to 1780 code for a protein of 437 amino acids. The transcript has 13 exons. Gene Ontology annotation, molecular function: protein binding.
UUUCAAAACCCCCAAAUCAAACCGUUAAACUAACCAGUGAAACCCUAGCUUGGCUCAGCCAUUACCGUUGUCACUCCACCGCCCCUCACCACCACGAAGGUCAUUGGCCGUGACAACCUUCCUCCGACCUCCUCGGCUUCGGCUUCGCGGGCGCCCUCGGCCCCCUCCCUGCCGACGCCGUCCGCGACCCCUUCUACCACGUGCUGAUCCUGGGUUUUUGCCUUUCUUGGGUCUCCAAGGUUUUGCUCCAAAGGGGCGUUCUUGAUUCUGUUUCUGAGGUCCCCCCCCUUUUACUAGAAGGCAAUGUCUGCUGUUGGCGCCAGUUCUUCAUUAGCUCUGACUCAAAGCUAGCGACCCUCAAUCCCUUGAGUCGGCAUUCCGUAACCGUAGCUUGAUCUCCUUCAUCUCCAUUGCUAUUGAAUCGGCGAGGAUUCCAAGCAUACUUCGCUCCAUAGCCUCGUCAAACAUGCCGCGUACAACGACCGUGGAGUCCCCUGGUUGCCCUCCGUUUCGGGCCCUGACCUUCGAUGUUCUUGGCCUCGUGAAAGUUGUUGAGGCUAGAGGUAAGCAAGGAGACGUUCCUAAGGUGGUCGAGCAAUGGGGUGAGCCAGAAUCGCGUAAUUGCGUGCUUGCCACAUCCAUUGACAGCCGCAAGCGCGACCCUAUGUUAGCAGUUGCCAGGAAAUGUGGUAAGAUUGAGCUCCUCAACCCUGCUACUGGGGACACUCGAGUUGUAAUUUCUGACGCCAGUGACACAAAGCCUGAAGAUGAUCCUAUUAUUGGGUUACAUCUAUUCAGAAGAGAGAGAACAGAGGAAAGAUCCAGGUCAUGCACUUUACUUUCAUGUUCAACGAAGGGAAAUGCAGUUAUUAGAUCCUUUGAAGUUAUGGAUUCACCUGAAGACUCUGUCCCAACUAGCUCAACCAGUAAAUGGAAUGUAUGUGCCGCGGGGAGUGUACUGUGUUGUAAAGUGGAUGGAAGUGAAAAUUAUGCCGUAGUAGGGGGCAAAGGGGUUGAAAUUAACAUUUGGGAUCUUGACAAGUGUAAUAAGUUCUGGACUGCAAAAGCGCCCCCAAAGAACAACCUUGGAAUUUUCACGCCUACUUGGUUUACAUCUGCAACAUUCCUUCGCAAAGACGACCAUCGUAAAAUCGUGGCUGGUACUAAUAGUCAUCAGGUCCGCCUCUAUGAUAUUUCUGCUCAGCGCAGACCUGUUUUGUCGUUUGAUUUCCGGGAAACUCCCAUUAAAGCAGUUACCGAGGAUUUAGACGGUUAUACAGUCUAUGUUGGGAAUGGGUCUGGAGAUCUUGCAUCAUUUGACAUGCGCACAGGAAAAUUGUUAGGAUGCUUCCUGGGGAAGUGUUCUGGAAGCAUCCGAUAUAUAUCCAGGCAUCCUGACUUCCCAAUGAUAGCAUCUUGUGGACUUGAUAGCUAUGUGCGCCUUUGGGAUGUGAAGUCGAGACAACUUCUUUCUGCGGUCUUUUUGAAACAGCACCUCAACAGUGUCCUCUUUGAUUCUGCUUUUGCUGAUGAAGAGCCUGUCCAAAAUGCACGAGAUGUGCUGGAAAAUGAGGCCCAGAGGCAGAGGGUAGAUGAAAACCAAUUUGAAGACAAGGAAGAAACGCUCCCAGUGAAGAGGAAGAAGAAGAAGAAGAAGAAGACACGUAAAGAAGGCGGAGAUCAGAAGACAUCCGGUAAAGAAAAUGAUGGAAUUGAAAAGCUGAACCGUAAGAAGAAAAUCAAAAGGGUGAAGACAUUAGCCGGUGACGAUGCAUGGUGACCGGAGAUGGUAUGCAGCCCUUGCAGUUAACGAGUACCGUGAUCAGGUUGAUCCUCGGCCUUUGUGAAUCCAUUGAAUGGUCACGAGGAAGUUAGAUAUUAAGCGAUUGCCCAUUCAAAAGUUUUUGUCAUUCAUUAAAAGUUUUGGGUGAAAUUAUGUCAUCCUGUCUCAAUUGCUAACGCUGUUGACGUGGUUAGGAAAAAUCUCUACAUGAGGAGUAUCUUCAAAUCCAUCCAUCCGAAGCACUUGUGAAGAUAAGGUUCGCAUUAUAAGAUGGGUUCAAUUGGAAAAAAGAGAAGGAACUUAAGAUGAUAAUGCAGAAAAUAUUGUGUUA